This is a messenger RNA of Micropterus dolomieu (smallmouth bass), 1913 nucleotides long. Its product is annotated as dynein axonemal heavy chain 12-like. Lineage: Eukaryota; Metazoa; Chordata; Actinopteri; Centrarchiformes; Centrarchidae. Gene Ontology annotation, biological process: intracellular signal transduction. The transcript is spliced from 12 exons. The record is from RefSeq and is a predicted model, not a curated record. Gene Ontology annotation, molecular function: protein binding. The coding region runs from base 1 to 1803 and encodes 600 amino acids.
AUGGAGCUUCAGCAAUAUGGGAUAGAGGGUGUGGAUGAUGAAGAUGAAUUUGAUGCAGCUACACAGUACAUGAUUGAGCAGAGUCUGCUGGAGCACAACAAAUGGAAGGAAGAAGGCAGGAGCUCUUGGCCUGACUUUGCAGAGCGCAGCUCGAUCUUCACUGCUAUAAGACAAGGUAACGAGAAGCUCUUGAAGGAUCUGUGUGUCCAACAGAGAAACACAUUUUCACAGACAGACCGCAGAGGUUGGACCCCUCUCCAUGAAGCAGCAGCUCAGAGCAACCAAACCAUCCUUAAGCUCAUAUUCAGAGUUUCAGGCCAACACUCUGUGAAGAGUUGUACUCUUUGUGGUAAGACUCCACUCUUCCUGGCAGUUGAACGAGGUCUGAUAGAAAACGCCUCCUUCCUCCUCCAACAUGGAGCUCAACCGGACAGCCACGACCAUGACCAGGACACACCACUUGUUAUAGCAAUCCGUUCAGACCGAACUGACCUGGUGAAGCUGCUGCUCCACUAUGGCUCCUGGGUGAACCAGAAGGGCCGCUACGGUCGCUGUCCCCUCCACGAGGCCUCAGAGCUGGGCAAAUCAGCUCUGGUGACUCUGCUGCUGAAGGCCGGAGCACAGCCAGACCCUCGCAGCAACUUCGGCCUCACGCCGCUGGCACUGGCCGCUCAGGGAGGACACCUGGAGGUGAUGGAGAUUCUACUGAGUAGAGGUGCGGACAUCCUGUCCGAGGCACAGGAUAAGGCAUCCAUCUUGUACGAGGCGACUUUGUCUGAAAAUCCAUCUGUUAUCCGUCUAUUGCUGGAAUAUGGCGCCGAUGCUAACGUCGGCACAAACACAAAACAUAUGCCGAUCCACAGUGUUGCACACCAAGGCAACCUGGAAGCUCUGAAGUUGCUGAUUCCAGUCACUUCUAUCGAAGAAGUAAAUAACAGCGGGAUAAGUCCUCUACACUCUGCUGCUGCAGGAGGACACCCACACUGCAUCAAGGCCUUGCUGGAUGCAGGUUAUGAUCCCAACUACAUGCUCCAUCCCUGGGUGCAACGAGGCUAUGACGACGAGAGGAAGUCUGCGCUCUUCUUCGCAGUCUCCAAUAAUGACGUGCCAUCAGCCAAACUGCUGCUGGAGGGCGGGGCCAUGACCAACCAAGACCCAAUCAAAUGUCUUCAGGUUGCACUGCGUUUGGGAAACUAUGAGCUGAUUGACCUGUUGCUGACGUUUGGAGCCAACGUCAACUAUUACUGCAAAGUAAACACAACACACUUCCCUUCCGCCUUGCAGUACGCUUUCACAGACGAGGUGGUCCUCAGGAUGCUGUGUAACUAUGGUUAUGAUGUUGGGCGCUGCUUUGACUGUCCCUAUGGUAAUGACUCCCACAUCCCUAAAGGCUUCGAAGCAUGGACCAACUGCGUGAUCAAAGACAGCUUGUUCUGUGAGGUGAUCACUGUCUCCUGGCUGAAGAACCUCUCUGGUCAGGUUGUUCGCAUACUUUUGGACUACGUGGAUCAUGUCAACUUUUGCUCCAAGCUGAAGGCAGUUUUGAUGGAGCAGCAGCAGUGGCCCGACAUCUGCAAGCUGCAAGAGAACGUCCGUUGUCUGCAGCAUCUCUGUCGUCUGCGGAUCCGUCGUUGUCUUGGUCGCCGGCGUCUCCGGACACAUGUCUUCCCGAGCUUCCUGCCGUUGCCAGGUCGACUGAGGGACUACAUCCUGUACCGGGAGUACGACCUGUAUGGCCGGCAGAGCAACUGCACAGCAGCAAGUCAGGGACGCAGAAGUGAGAAGACAGACAAAAUUAGUUAAAGGGGCUAUAUAUGAAGUUUUUUAAAGAAAUCACUUUUCAAUUAAUCCCUUUUUACUGCUUAUUUGUAAACAGGUUGUAACCUAACAUAAAAAUUAACUACAUGCCUGAU